GUUAUAUUUCAAAUUUGACGUUUAUACAAGUUCAUACAAGUUUUCUUUUACAGUUACAAAAUACUGCUCGUAAAAAAGAUUUAAAAUACACAUAAUAUUUGGAAGAAAAAUGUCUUUCACUGCUUCUACAGACCUGAACCCCUGUACGGAUCCUCCCUGUACAAAUUCCGAAAGUAUAGCUACUAAGCAUGAAAAUUUAUGUUUGGGAUCAGGUGAAUGUUCAAACGGCGCCAAUUUAGAAGGGGGAUUCACAGAAAUGGAGGAAAUAUUAGCCGGUAGAAAAAUCGCCAAAGAAAGACAAAAAAUCAUCGCGUUUUAUGACAAUGUUUUACGACAUAUCGUGGACGAAUUGGACGGCAAAGAGACAAUAAAAAUCGAAACCAUUGAAAAUUUCCUAAACCAACUAAUAAACGACCUGAAAAAAUCAGGCAAAUACGACCAAUACGAAUCGCUGGACACCGAUGAAAUACGAAACGAGCUACUAUUAAUAUUAUUCGAUAAAGUAAACCUCAGAAGAGACGAGGUAAAUAAAUACAAAAAGAAAUCAUCGCCUAAUGAACGACCAAUUUCGCCCAAUGAAGAUAAAUAUCUGUUACCUGCAGCAAUAUCAAAACGUAACAUGGACAAAUUGCUAAAUUCCUACCCGCUAGUUCUCGUAAAAAAGUUCCUCGAAUAUCUCACCGAUUUUAAAGAAACCACAGCAACUCAAAUGCACCUACGACACGAAAAUAUCCUAACGCAAAUGAGGGAAGAGGCCGGAAGAAUCAGACGAAUGUCCGACGAAGCCAAACAUGCUUAUAAUAACGCUAAAACCGUUCUAAGAGCUGUCAGGAUGCAAUACAAACAGAAAAUCGACGCCGAAGAGGAAAUAAAAGCGACAAAACAUAUGGGAAUCCCAGGGCACUCCAUGAUUCACCAGAAAAUCAACAAGGCUAUGCAUGACACUCGGAAGCAAAUAGAAGACGAAGCGUUGAAAGCAAAAAUCCUGAUGGAGCAAAUUGAAACGAUAACGGAUCAAACCGAGCUAUUUCUGAGCAUUAACGAUGAAAUUGUCGACAAAACGGAGGAGCAAAAUAUGAAAACGUUGAAGAGCAUCAGAAAAUUAAAGGCCGUCAUAAAACAAUACGAAUGCUUCAUGCCCGAUAUCGAUGUAAAUAAAUAAUUUCGGCUUAAAUUGUUUGUAAUUCUCUUAAAAUCUACUCCAUUAGCUCGGAAGUUUC
Messenger RNA from Phyllotreta striolata, 1220 nucleotides. Lineage: Eukaryota; Metazoa; Arthropoda; Insecta; Coleoptera; Chrysomelidae. The record is from the annotation of a GenBank genome assembly.